Molecule: messenger RNA, 1239 nt
Organism: Talaromyces atroroseus
Lineage: Eukaryota; Fungi; Ascomycota; Eurotiomycetes; Eurotiales; Trichocomaceae
Exons: 4
Coding region: 1-1239 (412 amino acids)
Biological process (GO): L-threonine catabolic process; glycine biosynthetic process
Cellular component (GO): cytosol
Molecular function (GO): L-allo-threonine aldolase activity
Source: RefSeq, a predicted model, not a curated record
AUGGCUCCAGGUAUCACGGAGCUUUCCGAGCGCUCUUUUGAGGUGUCGAAAGCGUCGAGCGGAUAUCAUGGGACGAGGGACGGCGAAGAUGUUGUUGCUGCUGCUGCUUAUACCGGACAGCAGCCAGUGAAUGCAUGUCCGCCGGCUAAUAUGGAGGAUGCUCCCCUAUCAUUUACUAUGCCCUCAAUGCAUAAGCUCCGGGAAGCUCAACGGCGAGUUGAGCAUGACUUUCGCUCUGAUACAGUCACAGUACCAACUGUGCAUAUGAUGCAGGCUAUGCUUGAAUCGUCUUUUCAAGAUGACAUGUAUGACUCAACCGGGGAUGAGUCCGUCAACCGCCUUCAGGAUCGCCUGGUCGAAUUGACCGGUAAAGAAGCAGCCAUGUGGGCUCUUUCCGGUACGAUGGGAAACCAGAUCUGCCUUCGAACGCACCUGGUCCAGCCACCCCAUACGGUCCUCCUUGAUCAUCGAGCACAUGUCCACUGUUGGGAGUCCGGCGCUUUGCCGGUGAUGUCCCAGGCAUCAGUGACCCAGGUUCAUCCUAAGAAUGGCAUACACUUGACGUUGCAGGAUGUGAAGAAGCAUAUGAUUGCCGAUGGAAACAAUGCCAAGGAAAUUUCGGAGUUCGUCCGAAACUACCCUGUUGAAGAAGGUCAAAAGCCCGUCGCUAUGCACCUCGAUGGCGCACGUCUCUUCGAUGCUAUUGCGGCGGAAGGCGUCGACUUGAAAGAGUACUGCGCCUGCUUUGAUUCAAUCAGCAUUUGUCUUGCCAAAGGUCUCGGUGCGCCAAUGGGAAGCAUUAUUGUAGGAUCAAAGAAGUUUAUAAACCGUGCCAAAUUCUUCCGGAAGAUGUUUGGUGGAGGUACACGGCAGCCUGGAAUGAUGGCCGCUGCUGCCCUAAGCGCACUGGAAUAUACUAUGCCAUUAUUACCUCUCGUGCACGCAUUGACUCGUCGAACAGCCGACUCUUUGCGUGAAAUCGGCUAUAAAAUAUCACUGCCCGUGCAGACAAAUAUGAUUGUCCUGGACCUAGAGGAUGCUGGUAUUCCGCCAGCAGCGUUUGUUGAAUACGGAAAGCGAGCUGGAGUGACAGUAUUUCCUACCGGACGACUCGUAUUUCACCAUCAGAUCUCUGCAGAGGCAGCGUCAAGGCUGGUUGCGGGAUUGACUUCUCUGAUGGAUGAUAAAAGAGCUGGAAAGGAACUGGAGAAUCAUAAAGUCACUGGUGGAUAUAUGUGA